AUGGACGUUCUCCUCAAGAUAGUAUCUUCUUGGGAGGGCUAUGGCGGUUCGGGGCUUAUACUGGAGAUUCGAAUGCACACACCAACGACUCCAUGGCACGCCGCUCGAGUUGAAGCCGUCACGGGUGAAGAAGCAACAUUUAUGCUCAAAAACAAUACGCAACCUCCCAAAGACCCCCGUUGUCAAGGGUCUAAUUCUACGUGGGGUUUCCCGAAAAAGUAUUGCAGUGAAAAGUCUCACCACGCUGUUUCCUUUGGAAUCAUUCAAUAUUAUGCGUUGCCAGCUUUCCCUGCCAGUCUUCAGCACUUUGUCUUCCAUAUACGUACGGACUAUGGUCGAUAUAAUUCCGACCGUUCCAGCCGUUCCCACUUUGUACCCGGUCUUUUAUUGGUGCUCUUGGCCAAUGUUUGCCAUAAAUUUACCCAGUUUUGCCUCCCAGAUGAUAGGUUUAGCAGCCGGCUUUCUUUUUGGGAUGAAUUGACGAGAGUUGAUGGGCGCGAAUCCAAGCUUCAGAGCCUAGCUUUCAGGACAAGGUACCUUGGUCACAGAUCGAACCAAGAAGCAGUGACAGAGUUUCUAUGCUUCAUCAGUGUCGUAUCAAAACACUUACAUGCAUUGCCGACUCUGGAACUAUGGGAUGCCAGCGAUGGAUUUGGCUGUUUGUUCCGGUGCACCCUAGAUGACUUCAGAGUUACUAUCACAUGGCGAUGUACUGACGACCGAUUCACUUUGCAGGAGAGAGUGGUACAGCACUGGGCUCACCUGGCCUCAAACCGUCAACUCGAGGUUAGGGAGGUUCCACUUACGAUAAGCAUAGAGUUUAACCCAAUGGUUAAGCUCUCGACUAUGCUGCUGGGCCUACACCUUGGGUAA
Fusarium venenatum is the source of this 873-nucleotide messenger RNA. The record is from RefSeq and is a predicted model, not a curated record. NCBI's taxonomy places the organism in Eukaryota, Fungi, Ascomycota, Sordariomycetes, Hypocreales, Nectriaceae.